Triplophysa dalaica is the source of this 4454-nucleotide messenger RNA. RefSeq names its product polypeptide N-acetylgalactosaminyltransferase 17 (gene galnt17). Bases 554 to 2401 code for a protein of 615 amino acids. NCBI's taxonomy places the organism in Eukaryota, Metazoa, Chordata, Actinopteri, Cypriniformes, Nemacheilidae. The record is from RefSeq and is a predicted model, not a curated record. Gene Ontology annotation, cellular component: Golgi apparatus. The transcript is spliced from 12 exons.
UCCAGCAUUAUGUGGACCAAACGAUUGAUGAGGAAACAGUAGAAAACAGACGUGUGGAUGGCACAUGAUGCGUGCUGCUAUUGAAUAAACGCCGUAAAGGGAAACGAACUCAUAACUGAGGGAUUGAAAACACCGUUGACCAUGAACUCUGGAUUUGAUGCGAUCAGGGCUGCUGAAUCCUGCUCGAGACGAUGUUGCGUCUGCGGAGUCUCGUAUCUGAAGUAGACGGAUCUUACAUACUUCUGCUUAUCCAGGGCAAAUUCGCACGUUUUCUACAUCGACAGAAGAUAAACCUGACCUCAUAAAUCAUCUCCUGCCAUCUCCAGUGGAGGAGCUGUCAAUGAGGACUUUUCUAUUGAACUGGCACAUGUCCUUAUGACGAUCUGCGGUAUACGAGCCCGUGGCUCUUUAAAGUAGCCAGUGUAGAUAUUGAAUAAAUUGAGUUAAAAUACGUUGAAUUAUAUUUAUUAAUAAGACAAAUAGUGUUAACAACAAAUACGGAUGACAUCACACGCAAGGAUAUCAAGUGCAGGAUGCGUUUUACCAAUCCGAAAUGAUGCGAUUUGCCGGAUUCAGGACACCAACAUCUUUCAUGGCGUUUGUGAUGAGAAGAUGGAAAAUCUUACUGGUGCUUAAUGUGUUCACGGUGGUCGGGUUCAUCACUUUUUGGGGCAAGUGCAAUAGAUUCGCGAUCAAAACUCAUCAAGCGGCUGCCGACGCGAGACUGCAGACGCACACCAAUGGAUCUGCUCAGGAGAUCAGCAUCUCUCAUGAUGUCCUGUUAAAGAGACUGGGAUCACUGGAAGAUGUAGUGUACAGACAGCUCAACGGUUUGUCCAAGUCUCUUGGACUCAUCGAGGGUUUUGGAGGCCGCGGUAGAGGAGGACUGCCAGCAACGCUUUUGCCGACGGAAGAAAAGGAGGCCAAAUACUUGAGGGAGAAAUAUGGCUACAAUGCAUUUCUGAGUGACAAAAUUUCUCUGGAUAGGUCUAUUCCGGACUAUCGGCCGAGCAAAUGCAAGAGGGCCUUUUAUCCUCGCGACUUACCGCAGAUCUCCAUGAUCUUCAUCUUCGUGAAUGAGGCGUUGUCUGUCAUACUGCGUUCAGUCCAUUCCGCUGUCAAUCACACUCCAUCCCAUCUCUUAAAGGAGAUCAUCUUAGUGGAUGACAACAGCGAUGAUGAACAGCUGAAAGGACCACUAGAGGAGUAUCUCAACAAGCGCUACCCAGGUCUUAUCAAGAUAGUACGAAAUCAGAAGAGAGAGGGACUCAUCCGUGCUCGCAUCGAGGGCUGGAAGGUGGCCACCGGGGAGGUGACUGGGUUCUUCGAUGCACAUGUUGAGUUUACGCCUGCUUGGGCUGAACCAGUUCUGUUUAGAAUCAAAGAGAACCAUAAGAGGGUCAUACUGCCGUCCGUAGAUAACAUUAAGGAUGAGACAUUUGAACUGGAGCGCUACGAGAACUCCGGCCACGGCUAUAACUGGGAACUCUGGUGUAUGUAUAUUAGUCCACCUAAACAGUGGUGGGAUGAAGGAGACACAUCUGCACCUAUCAGGACACCCGCAAUGAUAGGCUGCUCAUUUUUGGUAAACCGGGAAUACUUCGGGGAACUGGGCCUGUUGGAUGCAGGAAUGGACGUGUAUGGAGGUGAAAAUAUAGAGCUGGGAAUCAGGGUUUGGUUGUGUGGAGGCAGCAUGGAAGUCCUGCCCUGUUCCCGAGUGGCCCAUAUUGCUAGAACAAAAAAGCCUUACCACAGUAACAUCGCCUUCCACACUAGACGAAACGCCCUUCGUGUGGCCGAAGUCUGGAUGGACCAGUAUAAAUCCAACGUCUAUUUGGCAUGGAAUCUCCCAAUGAAGAACCAUGGAAUUGAUUACGGAGAUAUUUCCCAGAGAGUAGAGCUCAGGAAAAAACUGGAGUGCAAAAACUUUGAGUGGUACCUUGACAAUAUCUAUCCAGAGAUGAGGAUAUAUAACGACACCCUGUUUUAUGGAGAAGUUCGCAAUACCAAUGUGACUCAUCUGUGUGUGGACCAGGGCAUAAAAGAAAACCACACAGUAACUCUUCACCCCUGUCACGGCUGGGGCCCUCAGCUGGGCCGCUACACUAAGGAGGGUUAUCUUUUCCUGGGUCCUCUGGGAAGCACUGGCGAAGACACUCGCUGUGUGGUGGAUGAUAAAAUCAGCAGACACCCUCAGCUCCUUAACUGUGAGAAAUUCUCCAGUGUAAGCCAGAAAACUUGGCAUUUUGCACAGAAUGAAUCGAUUAUCAACCGAGCUACGGGACGGUGUCUUGAGAUAGUGCAAGCUAACGUCUACUUCGGAUACGCUCUGGUCCUGCGUGCAUGCACUGGCCAGAGGUGGAACUUCAAGAAUACACUGUAUGCAGAACAAGGCCAAUAAACCCGGGCUACGAUAAGACUGCCACAUGCUGAAAGUUUGGACUUUCCAGCCUUCAUCAGUGUUUAGGAACUUGAUUCCAGUUUGGAGAUCUCACACAUGUCAACCCUUAGCCAAGGGGGUGCUAGUCAUGUUUAAGUUUAUCUCAGGAGAGCAUGUUUUGUAUUCUUUAUGUUUUUGUUUGAUUCAUUUAUGGCUCAGUCUUUUACUGAGAAACAAUAACUCCAGUUAUGACUGCUGAAACCAAAACGACUAAAGUUGAUCAUCAGCUACAUUGCAAACAGUUACUACAUAUAAAUGUAUACAUCAUUUUAGUCUAUACUUCAAUUCUAUAUAUGUAGGUUUAGUUAUAUUUAGUCCUGGAAAAUAAGUUCACAUGCCUGUAAAUGGUGUAUUUCAAUUUUAACUAUUGUGUUUUUUCUAUCCUUUUUUAAGGUUCUUAAAAUCCGUUUUUUUGUUUUUAUUUUAACUUAUUUAGUUUUUUGUUUAAAGGUGCACUCAGUUAUUAUUAUACUGUGUUGCCAGAUAUUGCGAAUGUAGCCCAUUUAAGGGAGUCGUGGCACUUGGCGCCCAUGUUUGCAACGAUCCGGGCAGCAAUUUCAUUCAUAGCAAGACCACAAUCCAUCUACUUGAAUAGAUGUAAGACAAAUAUUUCUGAAAUCACUUGCAAAAAUCACAAUUACAUAUCCUAUUUCCAACCAAUAUUUUAACAUCAACUGUACCAUAACUUUGGUUUCUAAAGCUUAAAUUGCGCUACAAAAACAGCUAUUUUCAGCUAUUCCACACAGAUUGGAAAGUGCAUCAGGAUGCUCCGUGUAGAGCAAGAGAAGAGUCAAUCUUUAUUGAUUGCAGAUCGGCUCUUUUUACUGGAAGGCGGGACUUCUUUUGCUAGAGCGGCCAUGUAGAGCUUUCCCCCUUCCCAUUCACAAUAUGCUAGUGAUGCAUCUUGUUAAUAUCCAUUAUCUUUGAUGUAUCAUCACACUACUAUUCGGUUAGUGUUGUGAAUGAUUUUAAACAUGGUCCAUAAUACUGGAGUGCACCUUGAAAUAAGUUAUUUAUUGCAUAUUUUCUCCACAUCAGCCCCUCAGAAGACAUUGUGAUAUGUGCGCUGAAAGCAAUUUUACAGUAACUAUGGUGACUGUAGCUACUGUUGAAUGGCUCCUGUAGUCAUAUUGUUUCACUGAACCUCAUUCUAAAGCAAGGCCAGUCUGUGGGCCAAGGAACUAUGGGAAAAUUAUCAUCAGGGAUUGAACACUGUUACAUAAGAACGCUGUAAAUGAGUCAUAAACACUACAUGUAACUACAGUUUCUUAAAAUGUUUUUUCCACAAUGUCUUCCAUUUCGGUAUGGGGUUGAUUUGAAUCAAAUGGUGUAGUGCAACGUUGUGUUAUACGUUUAAUUAUCUGUCUUACUUAACAAGAAGGUAAGCAAAAUAAAAGAAUACAGAAAAAUUCAGUAAUUUUUAUUUUACAUCAUACAUGAAAAAUGUGUCAGGAAAAAUAACAGUGAAAUUCAAUAAAAUUACAGUUUUUUUCAUUAUAUGUGAAAAAUCUUUACAAAAAUAAUAUACAAUUCUGUAAAAUUACAGCUUUUUACAUUAUACUUCCCCUCAAAAAUCUGUACAAAAUUAAAAGUAUAAUUCUGUAAAAAAAAUUUUUUUUGAAGUGUGCAGUGUGUAAACAGUAAUUUUACAACGUAACCCGAGAAAUCAUGCCAACAGUAACAGUGCCAAACACAUAGAAGAAACAAAUCUUACUGCUGAAAUGAAGCAAUUCAAAUAUGAAUGGUUUCCACUAUAAAUCUCAUCAUGAAGAAUCAGUUGUGAACAAUUAAAACUAUUACAAAAAUUAUUGCAUUAUUAUAAAAAUUAUUAUUAUAUUGGGUCUUAUUGCAAUAGGAUGUAACAUUGUUCUGUUGGUUCCCAUAUGCCAAUAACCCACACUGUAAAAAAUGUUCCUUAAAAACUGAAAUUUCCUGGUGUGACCAGGAGCGGUCUCUUUCUGUAAUUGUAUUUUUUUACCUUAUUUCAAAAAUAAAUACAAUACAGUAAAAUGCA